Molecule: messenger RNA, 1101 nt
Organism: Penicillium argentinense
Lineage: Eukaryota; Fungi; Ascomycota; Eurotiomycetes; Eurotiales; Aspergillaceae
Product: putative formamidopyrimidine-DNA glycosylase
Exons: 2
Coding region: 1-1101 (366 amino acids)
Biological process (GO): base-excision repair
Cellular component (GO): nucleus
Molecular function (GO): DNA N-glycosylase activity; damaged DNA binding; zinc ion binding
Source: RefSeq, a predicted model, not a curated record
AUGCCUGAACUCGCAGAGGUUGCGCGCAUCGUUCAUUUUCUUCGGCAACAUCUGGUCGGCAAGACACUCUCCAAAGUACAAGCUCAGCACGAUGAUGUUAUAUACGGCAAAGUGGGCACCAGUGCGGCCGAAUUCCAAAAGGCCAUGCAAGGCAAAAAGGUCAUAGGUGCUGGCCAGCAAGGGAAAUACUUUUGGAUCACAAUGUCUUCUCCACCGCAUGCUGUGAUGCAUUUCGGCAUGGCUGGUUGGCUGAAGAUCAAGGAUACCGAUACCUAUUACUAUCGCUCAGACAAGCCCGCGGACCAAGAAUGGCCGCCAAAAUACUGGAAGUUUCUACUUGAGACAAGUGAUGAACCAAAAUCCGAGGCGGCGUUUGUCGAUGCACGCAGGCUGGGUCGGAUCCGUCUCGUUGAAUGCCCUGCCGAUGAGAUUCGAAACCAUACUCCGCUCAAGGAGAAUGGACCAGAUCCCGUGGCGGAUAAGGACAUAGUGACAGCGGCUUGGCUGGGAGAGAAGUUGAAGAGCAAGAAAGUACCCAUCAAGGCUCUCUUGCUGGACCAAGCCAAUAUCAGCGGGAUUGGAAACUGGAUGGGUGAUGAAAUUCUCUAUCAUGCAAAAAUCCAUCCGGAGCAAUACAGCAAUACUUUGUCCAACGACCAAGUCAAGGAGCUCAACACUGCCAUGCACUAUGUUUGCUCUACUGCGAUCGACGUCCUUGCCGACUCGGAGAAAUUUCCUGAGCAUUGGCUCUUCAAGCAUCGAUGGAGCAAGGGCAAGAAGAACCAGUCUUCGACUCUUCCGAAUGGUGACAAGAUUACCUUCCUUACUGUUGGCGGCCGCACCAGCGCAGUAGUCCCGGCAGUCCAGAAGAAGACAGGUGCUGUUUCAAAAGAUGUCAAUGAGCAACCUGCCAAUGGCACCGCAGCCAACUCCAAACGGAAGCGGGGCGUGAAAAUGGAAGAGGACUCAGAGUUCGACGAGAAGCCCGAUGUUAAGAGUCGCGGAUCAAAGAAGGCGAGCGCAUCUGCCGUGAAGGAGGAUGAAGAGGACGAGGAGAAACCUAGUGUUGGACGGCGCCGGUCGACGCGCUCGCGGAAGUAA